AAAAAGAAAAUGUUCCAAUUGACCCACAAGGCUAGCAAGUGCACCUUACAAAAUGAGUAAAAAGUAAAUGCAUACAAAAAAUGGCAUGAAUUAAUUAAUUUUUGUGCUUCUUUAGCGGUGGAGAAGAACCCUAAAAAGCUCUCUCCGUCUUCUUCAAAAUUUUUUUAGGUGAACACAAUGUUAACAACAAAUUGUGUUAAGGUUAAAUAAGUUAUCUUGAAUUGUCCAUGUUUGAAAUAAUGGAUGAAGAUAACAGUUUGAAUAUUCGUAAUUGGGGUUACUAUGAGCCAACACCUGUUAAAGGAAAUCUGGGUCUUCAGCUUCUGUCCCCAACAAUGCCUGAGAAACCAAUUUUGGGUUCGCGAAGUGCUGCGAUCAUGACAAGUAUGAAUGGAGGCUUUUACCAUAGGGAUAUUGGGAUUUCCCAGCCCUUGAUGCCGACGGAGUACGUGAGGGACGCUUGGAUUGGCCAGAGAGAAAAGCUUCUCAAUGUGCUGCCUGGAAACCAUGAUUAUGCAGCUGUUUUGCCUGAAACAUCUUCAUCUCAUCAUAUGGAAAUGUUUCAACCACCUUAUUUGGCAAAGGAUGAACCGCUGGAGCUAGUUGAAGAGGCUGGUGUUGUUGAAAAGGUAAAUGGUCCUAAUAAAAAAAAGCAGCGUCACAAAGGCCCGAAAUCCCCAAGAGCAAAAAAGGGUAUGGGAGGCGCUCAAGUACCCAAGCCUGAGGGUAGUCCUCCUACUCAACGAGCACGGGCUGCCAAGAAAACCGCAGAAAUUAUGAUAAAUGGGAUCAAUAUGGACAUUUCAGUCAUUCCCAUACCUGUUUGCUCGUGUACUGGCCACCCUCAACAAUGCUAUCGUUGGGGUUGUGGUGGAUGGCAAUCAGCAUGCUGUACGACAUGCAUUUCUGUGUAUCCCUUGCCUAUGAGUACAAAACGGCGUGGUGCAAGGAUUGCAGGGAGAAAAAUGAGUCUAGGAGCUUUUAAGAAAGUCUUAGAGAAACUUGCUGGUGAAGGCUAUGACUUCUCUAAUCCGAUUGAUCUGAGAGCUCACUGGGCUAAACAUGGUACGAACAAGUUUGUCACUAUUAGGUAGAUGUACCAUAUGGAUCCUUGUUCUGCUUAUACUCUAAGCUGUUUCAAACUUAUCGAUGCCAGGGAAACUGAUGUAAUAGAUGAGAUUUAUCAAUAGAUUCUUGCCUCAUUUGUGACUGAUUUUUCUACUGUUAAUUGUUAAGUGAUUCCUUGAUUCUUUCUUA
Messenger RNA from Populus euphratica (Euphrates poplar), 1257 nucleotides. Its product is annotated as protein BASIC PENTACYSTEINE2-like. Gene Ontology annotation, cellular component: nucleus. Gene Ontology annotation, molecular function: sequence-specific DNA binding; DNA-binding transcription factor activity. Gene Ontology annotation, biological process: response to ethylene. The transcript is spliced from 2 exons. Bases 228 to 1094 code for a protein of 288 amino acids. NCBI's taxonomy places the organism in Eukaryota, Viridiplantae, Streptophyta, Magnoliopsida, Malpighiales, Salicaceae. The record is from RefSeq and is a predicted model, not a curated record.